CCAUACGAAGUGUUAGGUCGUGCAGCCCCGUUGGCCGCUCUUUUACUUCAACUGCUUGGCGGACAUCAAAACAACGGCACCUUAGGCAGCGGAAGCAGCAACCAAAUCAGCAGCCAUGGUGAAGUAUUCGAAGGAGCCUGAUAACCCCACCAAGUCCUGCAAAGCAAGGGGAUCAGAUCUUAGGGUUCAUUUUAAGAACACGAGGGAGACGGCUUUUGCUAUAAGAAAGUUGCCUUUGGUUAAGGCCAAGAGGUAUUUGGAGGAUGUUAUGGCCCACAAGCAGGCCAUACCUUUCCGACGCUUUUGUCGUGGUGUCGGACGUACAGCUCAGGCAAAGAACAGGCAUUCCAAUGGACAAGGUCGUUGGCCUGUAAAAUCUGCCAAAUUCAUCCUUGAUUUGCUGAAGAACGCUGAGAGCAAUGCUGAGGUUAAGGGUUUGGAUGUCGAUGCACUCUAUAUUUCUCAUAUCCAAGUAAACCAGGCUCAGAAACAGAGGCGUAGAACCUACCGUGCUCAUGGAAGAAUCAACCCCUACACGUCUUCUCCUUGUCACAUUGAGUUGAUUUUGUCUGAGAAGGAAGAGCCUGUCAAGAAAGAGCCCGAAACUCAAUUGGCAGCAAGCAAGUCCAAGAAGUCCAGUGGUGCAUCCUCUUGAGUCUAAAAGUUGGCAUAUUUUAGCGAGUGAAUGAG
Molecule: messenger RNA, 690 nt
Organism: Hibiscus syriacus
Lineage: Eukaryota; Viridiplantae; Streptophyta; Magnoliopsida; Malvales; Malvaceae
Product: 60S ribosomal protein L17-2-like
Exons: 6
Coding region: 116-655 (179 amino acids)
Biological process (GO): cytoplasmic translation
Cellular component (GO): ribosome; cytosolic large ribosomal subunit
Molecular function (GO): structural constituent of ribosome
Source: RefSeq, a predicted model, not a curated record